This is a messenger RNA of Lytechinus pictus (painted urchin), 2454 nucleotides long. Its product is annotated as regulator of G-protein signaling 9-binding protein-like. Gene Ontology annotation, biological process: G protein-coupled receptor signaling pathway. Gene Ontology annotation, cellular component: neuron projection. NCBI's taxonomy places the organism in Eukaryota, Metazoa, Echinodermata, Echinoidea, Temnopleuroida, Toxopneustidae. The transcript has 8 exons. The record is from RefSeq and is a predicted model, not a curated record. The coding region runs from base 588 to 1433 and encodes 281 amino acids.
AUACAUCUCUAUGGAUAUACCCGAUAUCGAAACGACGAUCUCGAGAAGAUGCUAAUGUAUGGAGUGAUGCGGUUGAGGUUGAACUGUCUUGAAGUGGGAUCUGUAGUUUCUGCAAUAUGCCACCAUAAUAAUCUUGCCUUUGAAUGAAUGUUAAGAAUCAUGGUGCCAGAAUCAUUUUAUUGUUAAACUCAAUUAACGUUAGAACUGCGUUUUUGAUAGCAAAAGUCUGAUGCGCUGAGCAUGCAAGUCAAUGCUGAAAUUGAUAAACGGAAUCUGACAACUACCGACCUCGUUCGUAGGAUGAGUGCUGCCGCCCAGCCAGGCGCACACUAGCUGACCGAGUCGUCAUUUCUUGCCAUUUGGGGAGAGCCACCUUUAAAUUGAAGUUGGCUUUGCUUCAAUCAUUCAUGUGAACUGAGAUCUAGCUGCAGCUGUUGAGCAAUUAUAUUCCACCAUCAAGCUUGUGCAAGAUUCAAGGAUAAUUCAAGGCUUGCCAGUUGAUAUUUAUCUUGGGUUCAGUAGAGAAAAGGCAACACUUGAAGAAGAGAAUCAAAUAGGUUGUCAACUAUCAUAUCCAUUCCAUUGGCAUGAAUGCUCUGCAGUUUGGAAAGAACAUGAUUCGAAGGCAUAAUAGCUGCAAUCGCAACCACUCGGAAGAGCACACCGGUAUACAAAGUGACCCUGAUACCGAUGAGAUUGAAGAUUGUGGCAUGCCACUUUGUACAAAGUUGGUGAAAGAGUUCAACAUUGAGACGGCUCGUUACCAUGACCUUACGUUGACCCUUGGAGGAUCCAGUGAUUCUGAGUACCUACGUGAUGAGCUCAAGAGGACAAGGAAGAAUGCCUUUGAUCUAGCCAAGAAAAGUAUGCGCAAGUUGCUACCUCACCUCAAAGAUAAAUUUGACUUCAAGGCAGAGCGUAGCGAGUACGAGAGGCUGUGGAACAUGUUUUCAGCUUGCUUGGAGGUUUUUGAAGGUCACAUGAGAAAGUCGCUGGAGCUGGUAAAAUCAUUCCCCAUCCAUGCAGGUAACAAGGUCUUGAUUAACACUGGUGUAAUGGAACCUCUGGGGGUUGAUAACAUUCCUGUGAAUGUGGAGAAUCUUGAUAUUCCCUGCGUUGAUAAGAUGGUACUGGAGAGAGAAGAUACCAGAUUAUUGGAGAGGGAUAUUCUUGAGUUGCGUAACCUGAUGUCGGAGAUGCACCGUCGCGUUGACAUCAAACCAUGGACCAUCCAGCCUCCCAGUGAUUAUAAACUGGACACCAAGUCUCAGACCUCACUCAACAGUGAAACGGCCUCCUCAACAGGCUUUGAUCCCCAGUACGAUGCGCGACAGCGACGUAAGUGUGCCUUUCUGGUGUCCGUGGCCCUGAUCACCCUGGUGGCUUUCGCAGCAAUCCUCAUCAUCUGCCUGGUUCUCUUAGAAGGGAAGUAAAUCAAUACAUCAUUAUCAUCGCUGCAGGAGAGCAUUUCAUGAAAGGUUCCGUCAGAUGUUUUGUUCAUCCAACAAAGUAUGUUUUAAUAUCCGACAGGUACGGUAGCGACAGUCAUUCAUCUGCUUCUCAGCCAAUCAAAAUCAAGGAAAGUUGACAACUUGUCAGGUGACAACUGUUGAGUGAGUGAAAUGCUAACCUGAGAGAAUGGUGUCUGUUGGUAUAUUGCAUGACCUUGAUAUCUUUGAUAAAUUUUUUUUUUCAGGUAGUGAAAGGGGGGGGUCACAAAUUCACUAAAGGCAUGUUCCAGUUAAGUAAAUCUGGACAUGAUAAAUCUAUUUAACUGCAAGAAAUCUAUUUAUACCUUAUUUGCUUUGAAUGUGUUAAUUGCCCUUGACUUUAGUUUUCUGAUUACAAAGUGGAAGAUGAGAUUGGGGAUGUGAACUUCGUCUUAGUCCUGAGUAAUGUGAGAAUAAUCAAGUUUGGUGUUGGGUUAUAGAGUUGCUCAAUGAGCUGAUUUUAAAUUCUCAUGGGCAUCAGUUUUCCGGGGGAGGGGGGGGGUGAUUAUUGUUUGCUGACCCCAGAGUUAAUGAAAAAGCAUUGGAAAUACCUGUAACAGAGACAUCUGGGGGGGUAAGCAAACUUGGUGUACCAGCAUGAAAUUCUUCGGCCAAGCCUCCUUAACCUUGCCCAGGAUGAGGAAAGUGAAAGAAUGACUUCACAAUAAGGCAAUAAAUAUCCAGUGGCCAUUACAUAAUGUCAGCUUGUCAUGACUCUCAUUCUACUCUGGGUGAUGUGUAUCUGAAUGGUGUCGAAUUCCCCAUGAAAACGGACAUUAAUAUGCCUUUAACAUGCAGAUUUUCAAGGAAGCCAUCUUCAUAUACAUGUAGGAGUAGUAUUGGUUCCAUGACGUAUGCUCCGCUAUAACAAGGACUCAGUUUUAAGGCGACUGCUCACCUUAAUCCAUUUCAGGUAGAGCAAUCUAUCACUCGCCUCAGCGAAUCAUAAUUUUUUUGUGACAUG